Molecule: messenger RNA, 1268 nt
Organism: Sycon ciliatum
Lineage: Eukaryota; Metazoa; Porifera; Calcarea; Leucosolenida; Sycettidae
Product: espin-like
Exons: 2
Coding region: 407-982 (191 amino acids)
Biological process (GO): protein localization to ciliary inversin compartment
Cellular component (GO): ciliary inversin compartment
Molecular function (GO): protein binding
Source: RefSeq, a predicted model, not a curated record
GGGAGUAGUGCUGGCUUGUCCGAUUUUUCUGUUGUCGCCUUUUCAAAACUGUCAGCUCAGCUGAUGUUUCUGUGAAGCGCUGGAACUACUGACACGAUGCGAAAAAGUAAGUCGUUAGUUGUGAGUACUCAUAGUAUUCCAGUCCGGAGCGCUUCACGAGCUGUUCCAAGUCUCAGGAAGUAUCGCUAGAAGAAGACAGUUCAUUAGGCAUCGUCACACUCGAACGAAGAUCUCUGCGGUGCCGGCAAGAGAAGGCGCAGGCGGAUACGUAACGGUAACAUAGAGCCGGAGUCGUUCAAAUCACCCGCCCGUUCACGUACUCCACGCCGGUGUCGGGGAUUUGGCGGCUGUUUGCUGGCCAGCGGACGAAUGACUUUCUCCCUGCAUGUAGCGCGCCAGUUGGACGAUGCCAGGCAAGAGCAGUAGCGGGCAGCUAUGCAGUGACUGCGCCGCUGCUGGUUUGCCGGCGCUGAAGGCGGCAGCCGAGGGCCAUGUGAAGUGCUUGAGCAGAGCGUUCGCCGCCGACAGGCAGCGGAGCCUGGCAUGCGAUAGCAAAGGCGCUACAGCGCUGCACCUGGCUGCGCGUGGUGGACGAUUGGAAUGCGUUACGUGGUUAUUGGCCAAAUCAGGAAUCCCGGUCACAGUCAAGGCAAAGAAUGGUGAAACACCGCUACACUUGGCCGGAGCUGCAGGUCACAUUGGCUGUUUGCAAUAUCUGAUCACAUACGACAAGAAAGCGGUGUAUUCAGUGGACCGCUAUGAGCAAACUCCUCUCCAUUUGUCAGUACUGCGGGAAAGGUUCACCUGCUCUAAGUGGCUGAUUGAGAUUGCGAAGGCAGACCCUCUUGCCAAGACUGCAACUGGUGCAAUUCCAUUACACUUUGCAGCUGCUCAGGGUAAGACCUGGGAAGCCAUCCUUUGUAAAAUGAUAAAGCCAGCGAGCCAUUACGAGUCGACACUGGGCGGCUCCACGUGCUGUUAGCUUUGUAGAUAGUCACGUUACUUAUUGCUUGACGUCUAUCUUGCUGGCAGUCACCGCCUAUGCCGUUUGUGCCUGUUUAGCUCUCGAUCCAUCCAUCUGUGUCAACCCAUGGACCAGUGGCAUAGUAAUCAGGCAUGGGGGAAUAGUUCACACAACAGGCUUGUACAGGGUGUAUGGUAACUUUCAAGUUUGAACUUUCAUCUAUGCUUGUUUGUGCAACCGAUGUUCUUCGAAGUGUUUCUUUCACUGAAUUAUUAUCAUCUGCCUGCCUCUCCCUGUCUCUCUC